AAAGCUAAGUUCACUACCUGAUUUUCCGCAAAUACUAAAUCCAAACCAGCGAAAAGUGAUUGAAAAUGGCUUGGAAAAUUGGAGGUAAUCGGGCAGCAAAGCUGUCGAUGCUCCUCGCCAACAGUUUGCUGUUGCUGAGUGCGGUCAAAGCCACCGAUUCGGGCCCGGAAUGGGACGACUUCGAGGAUGAUGAGAUGCUGGCCUAUGAGAGCCCGGUGAUCGAUGCAAAGAAGUUCCAUUUCGCGGACCACUUCGACGACGUGGAGGCGUCCAGGAAGAGGUGGGUGCUUUCGGAGGACAAGAAGGACGACAUCGCCGAGGAGAUCUCCAAGUACGAUGGCAUCUGGAACUGGGAGCCGCCGCAGCGCAGGGUAUGGGCAAACGAUCUGGGUCUGGUGCUUAAGUCGAAGGCCAAACAUGCGGCCAUAGCCGCCCCCCUUCAAAAGCCGUUCGAGUUCAAGUCGGAGAAGCCGCUGGUGGUGCAGUACGAGGUCACGGUUCAGAAGGGUCAGGAGUGCGGCGGUUCGUAUCUGAAACUUUUGUCCAUCGGAAAUGACACGGAGCAAGUAAAAGGGUUUAAUGACAAGACACCCUAUACCAUCAUGUUUGGACCGGACAAGUGCGGCAAGGAUGUGAAGAUGCACUUCAUAUUCCAGCACCUCAAUGGCACCGUCACCGAAAAGCACUGCAACAAACCAAAUAACAGUUUGGAAGAGCUAUUCAAGGACAAUCUACCCCAUCUCUACCAGCUGGUGGUCCGUCCAGAUAACAGUUUUGAAAUUCGCGUUGACCACAAGAUCAUCAAAGAGGGUUUCCUGCUGACCGAUUUCAAGCCGCCAGUUAACCCGCCGGCGGAGAUCGACGACCCCAAUGACCAUAAGCCAGAUUCGUGGGAUGAGCGAGAGAAGAUCCCGGACCCCAAUGUCCACAAGCCCGAGGAUUGGGACGAGAAUGCCACCAUACAGCUGCCCGAUGCCGACAUGAUUUUCGAUCCAACUGCCACCAAACCCGAAGAUUGGGAUACCGAAAUCGAUGGCGAGUGGAAGGCUCCAUUGGUAGAGAACCCAGUGUACAAGAAGGCCCAAAGCUGUGGCACCAUCCGCAAUCCCAACUACAAGGGCAAGUGGAUUGCACCAAUGAUCGAUAACCCAAACUACCAAGGCAAGUGGGCCCCCCGGAAGAUAGCCAAUCCGGAUCUCAACCCCUUCCAAAUGACGCCAAUCAGCGCCGUGGGCCUGGAGCUGUGGUCCAUGUCCAGCGAUAUUCUCUUCGACAACCUGAUCAUCACAGACGACGUGGAGGUGGCCCGUGACUUUGCGGCCAACAGCUUCGACAUCAAGCGUCGCUACAUCGAUCUUGAAUGGAACUCAAUUGUGAAUAAGGUAGUCGAGCAGGUGAAGGCCAAUCCCUCGAGCCCGGCCAUUGGCCUGCUGGCCAUUGUGGCGCUGGUUGCCCUCACCAUCUGGUGUGGAUCUGGUACCGCUAAGGUUCAGGACUCGGAUGCCAAAAAGGCUGAUGCCGAGGCCAAGAAGACCGACGACCCUCAGCCCGAUUAUGUGCCGAUUCCGUUGAAGGAGGAUGAGCAGAGCCCCGAAAAGGAUGCUGGCGAUACCACCAAGAAGAGCAUACAGCUGUCCGCUACCCCACGAGAAGAACCAAAAGUCCAAGGCGGCGAAGAACCAAAGCUUUCUUAGAUGACAACGUAUGGGCACACACAGACUGAGGAAUCUAACACUGAGAAGUAAGCGGGCAUUCAACCCCAGAUGCCAAAUUCGCCAGCUGUUGCAAGACAACAAAACAACCAAGUUACCAAGCAAAUCAAUCUACACACACACUACACUACUUGCUACGCAAAUCGACAAACGAUCUUGUUGCUGAUCGGAGCAUACUUUCCUGGGCUGCUAAUGAGAAUCCCUGUAAAAGGUCAAGGUGCAGCUCAACAGCCAAGCAGGACAUUGUUGCUGUUUUGCCAGCUUUCGCAGCUUAAGCCGCCUUUAUCGUUUUGUCGAGUACUUUAACAAAUUUACACCUGCAUUACUCAUACGCGCUGUUGGCAUGCCAUUUAUAUGUAGCUACAACUAAGCCCUCUUUCCCAUAUUUCUACGGCUUUUUUACGGCAAAUUCACCGGAUACGGGUACAAUAACUACAGCAGCAACACAACAAAAGGCCGAAACGAAGUUUAGUUAAUGAAUAAAAAAGCAAAC
Messenger RNA from Drosophila mauritiana, 2205 nucleotides. RefSeq names its product calnexin. Gene Ontology annotation, cellular component: endoplasmic reticulum membrane; endoplasmic reticulum. Gene Ontology annotation, molecular function: calcium ion binding. The record is from RefSeq and is a predicted model, not a curated record. Gene Ontology annotation, biological process: protein folding. Lineage: Eukaryota; Metazoa; Arthropoda; Insecta; Diptera; Drosophilidae.